AUGAAGGGCUUCUGUCUGCGGUCCAAGUCUGAGAGUGAAGUCUGUAUCAAGAACCACAUUAUCAAGAUUCAGACUCAGUUCGGCACGAAAAUCAAGUUUGUUCGGCACGAUGGAGCGCAUGAGUUUGCGACCAACUCGAUCAAGACCUUCCAUGAAGAUCAUGGUAUCGAACAACAGGUCACGGUGCCGUAUGCACACCAGACCAACGGCACCGCAGAACACGCGAUAAGGACCAUCGUCACGAUCGGACGCAGCUUGUUGCAUCAUGCAAAGCUGGAGAAGUGUUUCUGGGCUGAAGCGGCAAUGACGGCGAUCUACAUCAAGAACCGCCUGCCUUCACCCAAGAUCGACCACAAGACUCCGUUCGAGAUCUUGUACAAGUCGAAACCAAGUGUCAAGCACAUGCGCGUAUUUGGAUGUCGGGCGUUUAUCCUGACACCAAGGGAGAAGCGAUUGAAGUGGGACCCAAAGGCUCGUGAAGGGAUGUUCAUGGGCUACGAAGAAGCGUCAAAAGCUUAUCGAGUGUACGACAUUGAGGCGGGCCAAGUGUUGAUCAGUCGUGACAUCACAUUCGACGAAUCGACUUUUGACUUUUCGAUGGACCGACCAAGUGACGAUGAUGAAGAUGCGGAGUUGGACCUCGACCUCCUGGCGAUCAACGAGGACGACGUGCGUCAAACCGUCUACAAGCAGACUGGCAAGCGCAAGAGUGAAGCAAGACCCGGCAUGUCACGUUCAGCUCGCCCUCGAACUGGGUUGGAGCAAGCAAGUGCGCCGGAACACGUCUCCAACCGUCACCAGAAACGACGAUCAAGUGCUCCAGAAAUGGUGUCUGAUGACGAAGAAGAUGCAAGCUUCUACGAUUAA
Molecule: messenger RNA, 867 nt
Organism: Peronospora matthiolae
Lineage: Eukaryota; Oomycota; Peronosporomycetes; Peronosporales; Peronosporaceae
Source: the annotation of a GenBank genome assembly